CGGAGCUGAAGUCAGCAAGACUGAAGUUACCGCUAAAUUGGCGUAGUAGUGUAUAGCGGAACUGCCAGACAACGUUGCUAGGGUUUAAGGAAACCCUAAACUAUUGGCUGAACCACGACGAAUUGUGCGCGCCUCGUGCGCUGAUCGGGCCCUUGCACAACUGAAGCGCGGAUGCAGGUGCAGGUGCGGAUUUGGCGUCUGAUUGCACAUCUCGCCCGUCGUCAGCAUCAUCUAUGAACACCCGACGCAUUUCGGGCAGCGAGGAAGGUCGGUUUGUGGACCCAAAGCACUCGGCGUCAAUCGGCCGUCGGGUGGCUUGCAUCGGAGACCGUCGUUUGUGACAUUUUUGGACGGAGUGGAAGCUCGUACUCUGGAGUUGGACUUGCAGCAGGCAGCUGAAGUUUAUCCCCGCACUCUUGAUUUUGGAAGGAGCCGCUCUCACCGCCUGGAGCUCCUGCUGGGAACUUCUUCAUUGUGGCGUUAGCCGCUGUAAUGGCUGAUUCUCUAGAUGAUCUUCCUGCACUCGUCCAUUCGCACUGCAUCUUUUUCGACAAAUUGGUGGAGUUCAUUCCUUCCAAAUUUUACAUUCAAAACGAAGAAGCUCAUGACUCCUGGACUUUCAAGAAAAACAAGGCCGCCAAGGCAAUCGCUAAGAUUCAAACCAGAGAGAACCUGAAGAAAGCCAAGCGCAAUCGGCUAGAUCCGGAGCAAUUCAAGUCAACAUUGCAGGUGCUGCAAGAAAAGAAAGAUGAAGAACCCAAAGAGAAGAAUGAUGAAGCGGACCCUGAAGCCAACGAAUCACCUGCAGAUAACGCUGACAGGGCGGUUACUUACGAGGAGCUUCGAGAAAGACUGCAUAAGCGCAUCUCUAUGCUACGAGCAAAGCGACACGCAGAGACUGCGGCUGCAGCUACCAUGAGUGCCCGAAGUUUUCAAAAUGAAAAGAAGAAUGAAGCCCUGAAAAGAAGGCUCAACUCGGCGCCCAAAGAGCCUGGGACUUCAAAAGCUCCAAGCAGGGAGGAGCAACCUUCUAACAAACGGCAGAAGAAGACCAUUGUGCCUGUUGAAAAGGCAGUGAAGCAGGAUGCAGUCGUUGAAACAGACGAGCUGGAGUUUAGUCGUGUCAAGAUGGGUCUUGACAAUUCUGUUCCGGGAUCCAAGAAGAGGAGAAGAGGCACCAAAGAACAACUUCUGAAGAAGGCAACAGAGCUUCAAGAAAAGAUGCAAGAUCCUGAGAAGGGCCAGGAAGUCAUCUCACAACAUUCAUGGGCGGCUGCAGUCAGCCGUGCGGCUGGUGAAAAGGUUUUGGAUAAUCCCAAACUUAUCAAGAAGAGCAUGAAGAAGGAUCAGCAACAGGCCCAAAAAAGUGCUAAGAAGUGGCAAGAGAGAAAGCAUUAUGAGAAGAAGGGUCAAAAUGAGAAGCAGAAAACUCGCAAGGACAACAUUACACAACGUUUGGAAUCUAUCAAGGAAAGAAAAAUCGCCAAGAGAGAGAAGAAACUCAUGAGACCCGGGUUCGAAGGAAGGAAAGCGGGUUUCAUUAAUUCUUAGUUUCGGUCACACUCAAAUCACUCCCAAUUUCCCUCUGGAUCCUAGAAGGGAAUUUGGCUAAGCUGCAUGCAAAUAGGUGGCCUAGUUUCCCCUGGGAGGAAAUUGUGUCACGAGCGCUUGGUUGAGUCGUGGAGCAGAACUUGUUGAGCAAAUCAAGCCUUGGCACCCGCCAAGGUGAACAGCAGACUCCCCUGUACAAUAUCAUUUUUUUUGGAGUUGUAACGUAUGUUCACAUAGAGGUGGUCACAGCACCUUUUCCAUCAUGAGACGUCUCCUAGUCAACAAUUUCUGGUCCGAAUCAAAGAAAUGUCAAGAUCUUAAACCGAUUCAAUUUACGCUUGUUCGAUUUGUGUAUCUCAUAUCAGGCGGUAUGAUAAAGGGCUCUCUGGUUUUG
Messenger RNA from Marchantia polymorpha subsp. ruderalis, 1945 nucleotides. NCBI's taxonomy places the organism in Eukaryota, Viridiplantae, Streptophyta, Marchantiopsida, Marchantiales, Marchantiaceae. The record is from the annotation of a GenBank genome assembly.